UCUUCUCUCACCAUUUUCUGCGAUUGACUCAGGCUCGCCAACUGAGGAAAAAAUAAAAAUAAAAAUAAAAAUAAAAAGCUCCUCUCAAAAGGCACUCCAACAGCCAUUCCAUGUCCAUGGCCUCCUCCUCCUCCACAGCCUCCGGCGGUCUCCACCUGGAGGCGUUGCCACUCAUCGAUCUCCGCUUCCUUUCCCAAUCAGAACUCCAGGCCCUCUCUCUCACUUCUUCACACUCCUCCGAUCUCCGCCGCUGCGACGACGUUGUCAUCCCCAAAAUUGACCGCUCCAUCUUCAAUGAAAGCGCCGGUAGCCGAAAACAGACAUACUCUCGCCUCCGCCUCGCCCCUCGCAAGCCCGAUAUCGCUGCCACCAUUCCCCGCCGGCCCAGAUUCUCCCCCCACCUUAACCAGAAAGCUGCCCUUGAGCCCGUCGAUGAAGAAAACACCUUAAUUAUCGGACUCCUUAAAGGCUUGUUCGCUACCGAGACUCACGCCGAUGACCUAAUCCCGGUUCAAGUCGAAUAUAGGGAAUCGUCUAAUGAGAUUUUGCAAAAUAUUCCCAUUGAUGUUGUUGCCGACAGUGGGAGGAAGAGGAAGCGAGGGCGACCCAAGAGCGAGAAGACGAUAGCUGUUUAUCAGAAUGGUGGAAGCGGUGAAGGUGGGGGUAUGGGGAUUAUAAAUAAUAAUGGUGUCGUCGUAGAUGUUGCGGCUUUGGCGAAUGCGGAGGACCCUUUUGGUCCGGAAUUGAGGAGGAGGACAGAGGGUUUGACCACAGAGGAAGAGUUGUUAGGGUUCUUGACGGGUCUGAGUGGGCAAUGGGGGAGUAGGAGGAAGAAGAGGAAGAUUGUGGAGGCAAGUGAUUUCGGAGAUGUAUUGCCCCAGGGUUGGAAGCUUUUGCUCUCUAUGAAGAGGAAAGAAGGCCGCGUCUGGUUAUUCUGUCGCAGAUACAUAAGCCCUAAUGGGCAGCAGUUUGUGUCCUGCAAGGAAGUUUCUUCAUGUUUGCUUUCUUUGUCUGGACUCCAAGAUGCAAGACAGCCAAAUUAUGGUCACAAUGAUGAGAAUAGUCAACUUGCCCAUCAAAUUUCUCCUGGAAAUGCAGCUGGUCUUACCCUCAAAGAUGACAAUAGUAAGGAUGGUCUUGUUUGCUCUUCACCAUCAACCGUUACUACUAUACCAACUCAUCAUGAGAAGCAAGCCACCUUAUUGAACAUGGGUAAUUCAUGGGAGGUCAAAGUGGGGGAAAUUUUAAAAUGCCAUAAAUGUGCCAUGACAUUUGAUGAGAAGGAUGAUUUAUUGCACCACCUAUCAUCAUCUCACAAUGGGACUGCAAAUAGCUGUAAACUCAGUUCAUCCAUCUGCAAUGAGGUGAUAAUGAAAGAGGGAAAAUAUGAAUGUCGGUUCUGCCAUGAGAUAUUCCAUGAAGAGAAUGGUUACAAUCGCCAUGUUGAGAUCCACACAAAAACAUCUGUUAAGAACGCUGAAACAUCAGUGCUAAAUAGUGAUCCCACUCCCUUGGAUGGACUUGUCAGUGAUUCUAUUGAGAAAACUACAAAUGGCCAAGCCAAUGAUGGAAUGAGUUUUGGUCUUACCCAUAAGACACCAAAAGCAGAUUCUAUUAAAGAAACUCAUAUUGGCAAAUCCAAUAAUUCUUUCUUUCAUAUGGGGCAGCACUUUGAGGUGACCCAAAAUGAUGGAACUUUUGCUGACGAAUCUGUUGACGAGCAGGAUAAAGAUUGUAAUACAAGAAAUGAUAGACUGGGGAAGGUGCAUGAGGCUCCUGAUAUUUUAGCUGCUAAAACUAGUCUUGCUGAAGCUGCCUUGUCCACAAGUGAGGAUAGAAGUAUUCAGAAAGCUUCCAAUGAGUCAAAUGUUCUCAAAUGCCCCACAGAUGGAAUCAAUGAAUUAUGUGGCAGCGAGGAAAGAAUUUCUGAAAGUUAUUCAGUUGCUCCUUCUGAAAAUCAGCAAACAUGCGAGGUUGAAGACAAUGUGCAUGGUGCUUCCACUAGCUUAAAGAAAGAGCUCAGGCAGGAGAUAAGUUAUGAAAGUGGUCUAGCUACUCCAAAUGAUAAAGGAGAGAUAUGUGCUGAAAUUGCCGAGGAUAGGCUUUUUACUAGCACAAUCAAAGAGAUGAAAAUUGACUGCAAGGAUGAAUUUGGGCAACAUAAGCCAAUAUUUGAUUUUGACAAUUGUGCUACAUAUGGUAAAGAUAUUGCAAUUAAUGUCAAGCAGCAAAGAGUUUCUGAAGACUGCCAUUUGCCUGUUCCUUUCCCAAACGAGCAAAAAUGUGGUUUUGUUAAUAAUAUGAAUGGAGUUUUAUCUCCUCCCAUAGUGGAGUCCAAUCAGCAAAGAUGUUCUAAAAGCGUCACUCUAUCUGGCAAUAACCAGACAUAUGAUGUCAACAAUAAUGGCAGUUGGGUUUCUACUGGCACUGGCAGGCCUAGAGUUGAAGCGGACAACUCUGGGAAUAAUGAACUAACAUUUGGCUUUGGUAGCAAUCACCCUCAGCCUAAUGAGGAUGCUGUGACCUGUGUUGAGUGGGGAAUAAGUUCUGGAAGCUGUUCUCUUGUUUCAUCCUGGAAGGAUCAAACAUGCUUUAAAAAUAACACCAAUUGGGUUUCUGCUUGCACAAAACCCCUGCAGGAAAAAGGUUCUGAAAGUGGUGCUCUCACUCCAUCUUGUAAGGAACAAAUAUGGGGCGUUGAAAAUAAUGGGAAUAAGUUUUCCAUUGGCACAAUGGAUAAGCUCAAAUUUGAUGAAAUAAACAACUCUAGGAAUAGUGAGCUAAUCAUUACUUCUGGCAACAUGAGCAACACUGGAGUAGGUAUGGAUGUUGUGACAAGUGUUCAGAAGCAAAGAGGAUCUGAAGGUUAUUUAUCUAUUCUUUCUAAGAAUGAGCAAAAAAUUGGUGCUGAAAGUCCUGUUACUGGGUUUUGCAAUAGUGCAGUGGCAGAGCUCAAACUGGGAGGACAUUCUGAGAGUGGAUUUUGUAUUCAAUCUGAUGGUGAGCAAAAAUGCGGCAUUGGUAAUGAUUUGAAGAGGGUUUAUCCUGGAAGAUUCUGGGAGGUUCCAAGACUUAGGGAAGUAGAAAAUCCUAGUAAUACUGAGCUGAUGAUUGGUUUCGGCAGCAGUCAUGCCCAACCUGGUCAGGACGUCAUGGCUGAGGUUAUGUGGAGAAGUGAUGAAGAAAAUGUGCUGCAGAGUGCUUUAGGCAAUUCUUCAUCUUCAAUGGUGCUUUCAUCCAGUUGCUUUCCCACAUUUGAUGUAAUCUCAGAUAAGGGGUUAAAUGGACUCUGUACUGCAAAUGAGAAGUUCAACACUGAUAGCAUAGAAAAUCUGAAAUUCAGUUCUCUGACUGCACAAAGAAACUCUCUUUCAGAAGAUUCCAAAGUAUUGUCAUAUGAUGCAGGGAUGGAACAAGGGUUCAAUUCUUCUGAAUGGCUUGAAAAGGAAACUUUGUUGCCAAAAGUAGCUGGGAGGCAUCUGGUUGCCGCAUUAUGCAUCUGGUGCAGAAAUGAGUUCCAUCAUGAGAAUGUUGGCAAUGCAACACAAACAGGUUCAACUGGUUUAAUGUGUCCAACCUGCAAGGUUAAGUUCCCAGGGGAACUCAAUUUAUUCUAGAAUGGCUUAACUCUGAACAUUCCUGCUCCCAAACUUGCUUCCAUUAUUCCUGAUCGUCGUUAUGGAUAAGAUUCCAGAUGUGAGGUAGCUUCUACAUCUGACAAAAUUCUAUUAUUACCUAGAAAUGCUGCCAUCUUACUCAUUAUUGCACCAAUCCCUUGAGUCCAUUCUUUGCUUUUGUCAUAACUAGACCCUCAAUUAGCCCUAAUAUCUUUAAGAUGACAUAGUGAAACUUGCAAAUGGCAACUAGUUGGAUGUUCUAGGGCACUUGUUCAGUCACGGCAUUACAUUGCUCAGAUGGAUUUCCUGCAAUUGCUUGCAAUUUUUUUUUCACUUAGAUUUGAUGUAGCAAGGUUUGGGAAUUUUGUAGUAUCAACAAGCAGCUGUCUAAGGUUGUUUUAAGGCUUUGGGUUUUUUGAUAUUACAAAGACAUUGCUGGCAAUAAAAUAUUUGGGAAUGAACCCUAUGCCCUUCAUAGAUGGGAUGGCUAUACCUAUCUUCAUUGUAUUGACAACCGACCUUUUCUGACAGCUUAUUCUGUAUAUUUUCCAGAUGGAAGACAGAUACAUGUAUGGUAGUUCCAAGCUAAAGAGGCGAGGCUUGCAGUUCUGGUACGGCUCCUUUUUGUUUCUUGCUGGGGAUCGACUUAUCACAUUCCCUUUGUUUUUUCUUUUGUUUCCAUUUAAAUGAUUUCUCUCAUCCGCACACUGACCAUAAUUUGUGUUGCAAAUUUCCAAUAUAAUGUGGAAGUCCAUUUUCUGUCCUCAAAAGAGGGGGAACAGGACAGGCAACUUGGACGAGCAAUCAGUUUGUAGGUCGCUUUUGUUUCUUCAAUUAUCAGGGCUGCAUUAAGUUUUUCUCUUUAA
Molecule: messenger RNA, 4483 nt
Organism: Vitis vinifera (wine grape)
Lineage: Eukaryota; Viridiplantae; Streptophyta; Magnoliopsida; Vitales; Vitaceae
Exons: 4
Coding region: 111-3617 (1168 amino acids)
Molecular function (GO): DNA binding
Source: RefSeq, a predicted model, not a curated record